ACCAACACCUGAUGCACAGGGAAGAACAUUUAGUUUGUCAAUAGUCCUUCGCUCUUAAAACCGCAUGCGUAGUGCUCCUGCUCCUGCUGUGUAGUGCUUUUUAUCGAAAUGUGCAGUGGUCUUUUAUAAAACAUGAAGAGAAGACAGCUCUUGGCUGUAUUUCUGGCUGUCGUGGGUAUGUGUGGAACUAUUCUGGUCUGUGCUCUGCCUAUGUGGAAAGUGACUGCGUUCGUGGGAGCCAAUAUUGUGACGGCACAGGUUUUCUGGGAGGGUUUGUGGAUGAACUGUGUUCUGCAGAGCACCGGUCACAUGCAAUGCAAAGCGUAUGACUCCAUCCUGGCUCUGACGCAAGAUCUCCAAGCAGCUCGAGCUUUAAUCUGUGCCUCUAUCGGUGUAAGCGUGGUUGCCAUUGGAUUGACAGUUGUUGGGGCUGAGUGCACUAACUUCUACAGAGAGGAGCGGUUUACCAAAAACAAAUUUGGAAUAACAGCUGGAGCGGUCUUUAUAGUCGCAGAGAGAAGAGGAGAACUGGGAGCUUCGAUCUAUGUAGGAUGGGUGGCCGGUGUUCUCCUAAUCGUAGGUGGUGGAUUACUCACCAGCACAUACUCCAACCGAUGCUGAUACAUCUGUGAGAUAAACUUGAAGUGACUCGGAAAGAUACUUCAGAUUACUGUGUCUGUAACAUGGGAUGGUCUUGUAUCUGGAAGGACAUUUCUCAGUGGCCUUAUUCCAUAUUCAUGAUGCACCAAACCUAAAGACUACUUCAUGCUUACACAACUAUGCCAUAUUGCUUCUAUGUUACAGAUUGAAGAAUUUUUAGCACUCACUUGUGUAAUACAAUGAAUCAUUUUAAUAUAUAUAAAGAAUGUUUCCUUGCUAUUGUAAUAAAAAAUUG
This is a messenger RNA of Triplophysa rosa, 895 nucleotides long. RefSeq names its product claudin 28 (gene cldn28). Gene Ontology annotation, molecular function: structural molecule activity. Gene Ontology annotation, biological process: bicellular tight junction assembly; cell adhesion. The record is from RefSeq and is a predicted model, not a curated record. The coding region runs from base 133 to 621 and encodes 162 amino acids. Lineage: Eukaryota; Metazoa; Chordata; Actinopteri; Cypriniformes; Nemacheilidae. Gene Ontology annotation, cellular component: plasma membrane; bicellular tight junction. The transcript has 2 exons.